Candida dubliniensis CD36 is the source of this 390-nucleotide messenger RNA. RefSeq names its product Mim1p (gene MIM1). The transcript has a single exon. NCBI's taxonomy places the organism in Eukaryota, Fungi, Ascomycota, Pichiomycetes, Serinales, Debaryomycetaceae. The coding region runs from base 1 to 390 and encodes 129 amino acids. The record is from RefSeq and is a predicted model, not a curated record. Gene Ontology annotation, biological process: protein insertion into mitochondrial outer membrane; mitochondrial outer membrane translocase complex assembly. Gene Ontology annotation, cellular component: mitochondrial outer membrane.
AUGUCACAAGAAUAUAUAAAUCCUGGCACGUUAAAUUCUUCAAAUUCAUUGCUUGUAGAUGAAUUAACCGAAUCAAAUGAUUUGGUAGUUUUAGAAGAGCAACUAUCACCUGAUGAAGUGAUUCUCAACGCUGAUAUAAUAAACACAGAGCGGUUAAUCGAAGAAAGUAGAUCCUUAGAGGAGCAGCCAUCAUAUGCCAUUGAUAUUUUUGGAAUACUAAAGAAAGCUGCCAUUAAUUUGGUUUUACCAUUCAUUAAUGGUAUGAUGUUGGGUUUUGGUGAGAUAUUGGCACAUGAAAUUGGUUUCCGUUACAAUUGGAUUGGUGCAAGAGUCGAGCCACCAAGAAGAAUGGUGCAGAAAAAGAGUGAAUCUAGCUCAAAGUAUUUGUAG